AUGGAGGCGGAGGAUGCUACUAAGAGGACGCGUCGCAGGUGCACCAGCCCAGACAAUGGCGACGGGAGUCCCCCUAGGCGCGGCAGCUCCUGGAGCUCCCCCCCUCGGACGCUGUUCAGUGUGAGAAAUCAGAAAUGGAGAUUGGCUCGGUGUGUCACUGCUUCUCCUGUGGUAGAGCACUUAGCUCUGGCUGCUGCCGACGCAUUUGUGGCGUGCUGCAACCUCGGGGUGCUGCUGGUGCUACGGCCCUCUUGGUUCCAGGAGGCAUCAGACGACGUCCGGUCUGACGUCGUUGAACUUCCUAAGCCAAGUAUUCUUUACGUGGCAAUCUUGUCCUUUGUUUGCGGGGUAGGGGGCGCCGCGGCAAAAGCCCUCAUACUGGCUUGGUGCUUGAGCGAAAGGGAGUCGUGUGCCAGUACAAGAAGAACCACAGCUGCAGAUCCCCUGGGAGUGUCCUUGACAGCUGAGCCCCUGGGCGGCUACUGUAUCUGCCCUCGCGUAAUUGGGACGCUUUACUGCUCAUGGAUUUUCGUAGUAACUUCAAUCUUUCAGCUACUGGGGGCCCCUCUAGACGCGCUUCCGUCCUCCUUACUGCUAGGCAUUUUCUUUGCAACUGUCGGCUUCCUGGGGCCAUACGCAGGCGCUGUGGCUGAAGCGUGCCGUUCUUCUCGCUGGGAAACCACAUCAUGUCACUGUGGGCUACGCGAACGAAACCAUGCAGAUGCAGCAGACGCUGCAGUGGCAACCUCCACCGCAAGUACCACCCCCGUCAAGCGCGGUCCGCGGUGCUUGCGUCCCGCCACUGCUGUUGUAUGGUGGUUUCUGAGGGUGUUAGAUGUGCUUUGCCUACCUCUUGUCUUCCUUGUUCAGAAGCUGCGGUCGAGAGCCCGCAACGGAGCCACCACCAGUGCAAGUUCUUUGGGUCCACAAGAACUUGGGAAUUUAUUGGUGUUUCUAGCUGUUACGCCAUUAGUCAUAUGCGGUCUGUUUUGUCUUGUCAGCUGCAUUUUAUUACCCAUGGAUUGGCCUACAGUUUAUGUCGUGUACCCUUCCCCCCUUGUCAUGUCUAUCACUCUGAGCUACCCAUUGGCCUGCAUGCUCAGUUUCUUUUUGCUGCUGCUGCUGCCUGUGUACACUACUUUCCCUGCUUCCUACGCACGCGCCUUGCCGGUGCUUCAGGCGCUUAUGCUAAAGCCGUCUGUGGAAUUUCCAAUAAAGAGUGUAACUGAGGAUAUCGGGGGAGGAUCCGGGUCGCCGCGAGCCUCGCCAGAUACAGUCGCCACGUGA
Cyclospora cayetanensis is the source of this 1287-nucleotide messenger RNA. RefSeq lists its product as uncharacterized. The record is from RefSeq and is a predicted model, not a curated record. The transcript has a single exon. Lineage: Eukaryota; Apicomplexa; Conoidasida; Eucoccidiorida; Eimeriidae. Bases 1 to 1287 code for a protein of 428 amino acids.